AGCAAGGGAGGGCUGAGGGAGAGGAGAGUUGCGAGGCAAAACGGCUGGUCACAUGAGCAGAGAUCUGUUUACAAACCCAAGGCAGAGCAGAGCAAGAGGAGGAAGGGAAAGGCGAAUCGCAGGCUCUCUCUCUGAGCACCAUUAUAGAUUGAAAGAGGAAGAAGGGAAGCCUGCCAUGACAAAGCCAGCUGGAGGUGCAAGAGGCUGAAUGCGACACACGCAGACACACUCUUGCGCACACACCGCCUUUGUCUCAGAUUUUUUUUUUCUUCUCAAUUGAAGCAGCAGAUGGUUAGAGGGAGAGUAGGAUCCCCCCCUACGCGCACAUACAUCCACUGACUGAAACACAAACACACACUCGCAAGCAAAACACCAAACCCAGCAAGAGGACUGUUGUUGACUGCAUGGAGCUGUCCUCACUUUGUUUGGGCUUUGAAGGAAGCAUAUCUUUGCCUUCUGUGCUGAGGAGAAAUAUCAACUGCAAGAUCAGAAGACUGGAGGAGGAGACAACAGAGGAGACAAGAGGGGGAUGAGACUUGUGAAAAUCCCCUGUUAAAAAAAGCAGCUUUUCGAGGAAGACAAAGCACAGAUUAAUGUCAGAUAAUUGCCUUCACUGGGUGAGGACUGUCAUUUUGAAAGCUAGCUGUUACUGAGUUUCGUGAAGGGACGACACUGCAGACACAAAGUGAAGUCAAAGAGGCCCCUUUCUGGUGGAAAUGAGCACAUGAGGUCUCCAGUCCUGGUCCAAACCUCAGUCCCAAAUCUCCCAAUCUUAACACAGAGCGGUUAAUCCAGAUUUGGGAAUGUUGGGCAGCACAGAUUGCUGAGCCAACAAAACCACACCUCCAGAGGAUUUGUGGAAUCUGAGCAAAUCUUGAUGGUUGUUGUUUGCGGGAGCUAGCACAACCCAAGAAAAAGAGCAAUCCAGCUCAGUGUAACUGAAUCUAGACUCCAAAACAGAUUUCAGUGUCCGAAGCUCCAGCCCACGAGUUUGGCUUGUCUCCAGCCUUUUCCUGACAGGGCCUGAAUUUACUGCGGCUGCCUUGGGAGUCACAUUUCAUGCAACCAUUCCAAUGGUGUAACGGAUGCCAGUGUGGUUUGGGUUCUCAGCGUUCUGAGCACUACUGCAGCAUGGGGUCUGACAUCUAUCACCUGCCGCUCAAUGUCUAUGUCAUUGUUCUGGGCAUCGGCCUCUUCGUCUUCAUGCUCAGCCUCAUCUUCUGCUGCUACCUUUUCAGGUUGAAGCAACAAGGAACUAGGGAGCAGUUCAGUUACAAUGAGGUGGUGCUGAAGGGGGCAAGCAAAAAAUUAAGCCUUCUUGGACAAACCUGUGCAGUGUGUCUGGAAGAAUUCAGGACCCGAGAUGAGCUGGGAGUGUGUCCGUGCUCACAUGCAUUUCACAAGAAGUGCCUGCUUAAGUGGCUAGAGAUCCGCAGCGUGUGCCCCAUGUGUAACAAGCCCAUCCUGCGGCUACACUCGGACGCUCCCCAGGGUGCCGAGGGGCCUAUGGACCCAGAGGAGGUGUGAACGAGCCAUCGGAAGAAGAGAAAAGACUCCCUUUACAGAAAACACACACAUUAAAUACACUAGAGAAGAUGAACAAAAGGGUCAUCUUGAAGAAAUGUUAAAGAGCCCCAAGUAGCAGCUUUGCUGCUGACCUUUGAGCAGUUAUGCUUUCGUGGGAACUGAAUAUUGAUAGCACCAACAUGAUUUGGUCAAAUCAGUCAGAAAGGGUGAAUGAAUAGGAUCUUUCAUUAAAAUGCUCCUAGUUCUACUUCCAUGUUGCACUGUUCACCAAAAAAAGAAAAGAAAAAAAAAGACAGGAAAAGGAGCAGCAAUAGAAAGUUGGAUCAUUGCCACUGUCACUGGACGACUGGUGCAACACUGCCGGAGAGAAAUGACUCUACUGGCAUUGAGCAGGACAUCAAAUUACAGGAUCAGUAUGGAUACCUCUAAUAUCUCAGGGGUGUUACCAAUACAGCCAGCACAAACCACGUCAAUCACCCUAUAACCCUGUGCCAUACAUGCAUCUUCAAUACUGCCAAUUUAGGUGAAAUGCUCCAGGAGCCAGAGGCAGCUACACCCUCUGGCUGAAACAGACCAGCCGGAUUACAACCGCGACGAUUUAAGUAGAUGAUGUUGUUACCGAUUGUGUCCCAGGCCCUUUUCCCUUUAAAAAAAAAAAAAAAAAGACUGAUAGAAAACUAGUCUUGCCUGUAUGUAUUGUAUGUAAUGUCUCCCUAUAUAUAUAUUGUCCUUUUGUAUUUUAAAUAAAGCGUCAUGUAAUGUAUUGUAA
Messenger RNA from Pundamilia nyererei, 2296 nucleotides. RefSeq names its product RING finger protein 122. The coding region runs from base 1060 to 1527 and encodes 155 amino acids. The transcript is spliced from 7 exons. Gene Ontology annotation, cellular component: endomembrane system. Gene Ontology annotation, biological process: proteasome-mediated ubiquitin-dependent protein catabolic process. NCBI's taxonomy places the organism in Eukaryota, Metazoa, Chordata, Actinopteri, Cichliformes, Cichlidae. The record is from RefSeq and is a predicted model, not a curated record. Gene Ontology annotation, molecular function: ubiquitin protein ligase activity; zinc ion binding.